This is a messenger RNA of Panicum virgatum (switchgrass), 1598 nucleotides long. Its product is annotated as anthocyanidin-3-O-glucoside rhamnosyltransferase-like. The coding region runs from base 10 to 1308 and encodes 432 amino acids. Gene Ontology annotation, molecular function: UDP-glycosyltransferase activity. Lineage: Eukaryota; Viridiplantae; Streptophyta; Magnoliopsida; Poales; Poaceae. The record is from RefSeq and is a predicted model, not a curated record. The transcript has 2 exons.
ACAGUCGUCAUGUUCCCCUGGCUCGCUUUCGGCCACAUAAGCCCGUUCGCGCAGCUGGCGCGCAGGCUGGUCUCCGGCGAGGCCGGGGUCUGCGUCACGUUCCUCACGGCCGCCGGGAUCACGCCUCGCGUCGAGGCCAUGCUGGCGUCUGCCGCCGGCGCGGUGAGGGUCCUGCCCCUGAGCCUGCCCCAGGUCCCUGGCCUGCCCACGGGGGCCGCGAGCACCGCGGACGUCUCGGCCGACGGCGCUGAGCUGCUGAAGCUUGCCCUCGAUGGCACCCAGCCCGAGGUGCGCGCGCUGCUCGCCGAGCUCCGCCCGGACGCCGUGCUGAUCGACUUCGCCACCCCGUGGGUCUGCGACGUCGCCGAGCCUCUCGGCGCCAAGGUGCUCUACUUCAACGUCUUCUCCGCCGUCUCCUUCGCUUACCUCAAUGUACCUGCCCGCCUCGCCGACGGACGGCGGCCGUCCGCCGUGAUCGCCCGCUACCUCGUGGUGGCGCCUGCCGGAUUUCCUGCGGCCUCGGCGCUCGCCUCCGUGCCGCCCCACCAGGCAGCGGACCUGGUGUACCUGUACACCAGCUUCUACGGCAUGUCGUGCGUGUACGACCGCGUGGUUCCCAGCGUCAAGGGCAGCGCCGGCUUUGUCACGAAAUCCUCCCGGGACAUGGAGGCCCCCUACGUCGAUUACAUCUCCUCCCAGUACGGCAAGUCCGUCAUCCUCGCCGGACCCGUCGUGCCGGAGCCACCGCGAGGCGACGCCGUCAUCUUCGCAUCGUUCGGGAGCGAGACGUUCCUGCCCGUCGCCGCAGCGAUGGAGCUCCUCCUCGGGCUGGAGGCAACCGGCCGCCCGUUCCUCGUCGUGCUCAACUUCCACAAGGGCACGGACGCAGCGGCGGAGGUCGCGACGCGCACCCUGCCGGGCUUCGGGGAGCGGGUGAAGGGGAGAGGGCUGGUGCACACGGGCUGGGUGCAGCAGCAGCACAUCCUGCGGCACCGGAGCGUCGGCUGCUUCGUGAACCACGCCGGGCUCGGCGCCGGCUGCCGCCUGGUGCUGCUGCCGAUGAAGACCGACCAGUACUUCAACGCCGCGCUGUUCGUGCGCGAGCUCCGCGUCGGGGUGGAGGUGGUGCAGCGGGACGAGGACGGGUGGUUCGGUCGCGCGGACGUGACAGACGCUGUCGCCGCUGCGGUGGCAACGGGGGGUGAUGGAGAUGCGAGCAAGUGGAGGGAGUUCUUUACUAGCGACGCCGUGCAGAAUAAGUUAGCGGUUGACUUCGUCAGGGAGCUCAAGGAGGUCGUGAGGGCGUAACAGCAGAUAAUCCGAGGAAAACUGCCUUCCGAGUGCACUAAUGUGCCUCGACAGGGAAGCCGGCCUACUCCUGAAAUCUUAUGAUCAUUUCAUGACACAGGUGCUUCCACCCAACCCUCCUCGCAAGCAAGAUGACACACGUCAAGGUUGAAGGAGCUGCAAAGACAAGAUCGUUCUGAAGAACAUUAUCCUAUUUUCUACUAUCAAGUACUCAUAUUAAGUUCGGUAGGCACAUUUGUGCACAGGAGGCUCUAGUUAAAAACUUUCGGCAUUAGAAGUCUUGUAUCAAG